AUGUGUACCACAAGUGGUGAUGGGGGAAGGGGCAGGCAACCUGGCAAUAUCCCAACCCUCGUGCCUCCUUCGUGUGGCAUGGAAGCUGAGCACCAAAACGGUGUUACAGCUGGACGAGUCUGGAAGGAAAUCAUAACAGCAAUAAGCUGUCCUCACUUCUCUCAAAAUGAAACAGGCUGUUGCUCAGCAACUACGGGCAAGUGGCUUAAACCAACACAGCAAUGUGAAUCACAGAAUUUUGAAAGGCACCAAUCAGUACAAACUAUUCAGACUGGUAUACUAGAUUAG
This is a messenger RNA of Opisthorchis viverrini, 288 nucleotides long. RefSeq lists its product as hypothetical. The record is from RefSeq and is a predicted model, not a curated record. Lineage: Eukaryota; Metazoa; Platyhelminthes; Trematoda; Opisthorchiida; Opisthorchiidae. The coding region runs from base 1 to 288 and encodes 95 amino acids. The transcript is spliced from 2 exons.